This is a messenger RNA of Oldenlandia corymbosa var. corymbosa, 1974 nucleotides long. The record is from the annotation of a GenBank genome assembly. Lineage: Eukaryota; Viridiplantae; Streptophyta; Magnoliopsida; Gentianales; Rubiaceae.
AUGGAGAUGAGAGCAGUGGAAGACAUAGAUAUGGCGGAAGACCUGAUAAUUCCUCCACUCCCGCCCUUAGCCUUCUGCCUCCACGACUCUUAUCUCUCCACCCACUGCUCCGCCUGUUGUCGUCCGCUUCCCGAUUCCCCUUUUCCACCAACUCUUCCGCCGGAUUCCGGCGAUGCUCAUACCCUAGUCUACUGCUCCCCUCGUUGUUGCUCCGACGAUUCCCCUUUACACUCCUCUUCAUCCGAACACAACCUCCUCUGUCAAACCCCAUCCCCUCCUACUUCUCCUCUAGGUUCCUCCAGCAUCUGUCUUUCCCUCCGCCUCCUUAAUCACUUCAUCGGCAAUCGGACCGAGGCUGUUAAUUUGACCAGGAUUGGUGGUUUAGUGACUAAUUACGAGAGAUUUGCCGCGAUUGAAAGGAAUGACGAUUCGGGGGACAACGUACUUGGUAUGAUUAAGGAAGGUGCCUCCAGGAUGCUUUUGGCGGGAAAUUUUGGGGAUGAUAUGGCGGCGGUGGCAGAGGCUAUGGUUUGCUUGGUGCUGACGAAUGCUGUGGAGGUGCAGGAUAACAAGGGGAGAAAUGUGGGGAUUGGGGUUUAUGAUACUGCAUUUUCGUGGAUUAAUCAUAGCUGUUCCCCCAAUGCUUGUUACCGUUUUACAGAAAUGACAGCUGAAGUGGAUCGUAAUGCGCAGUUGAGGAUUUAUCCGGCAGCUAUGAUCGACGAUGGCGGUGGUGAAGGUGAUGAUGCAGCUGGACCUGCCAGUGACAUGACAAGAAGGGAGGGAUACGGUCCAAGGAUCAUAGUCCGGAGUAUACAAGACAUUAAGAAAGAUGAGGAGGUUACUAUAUCAUACACUGACCUGUUACAACCUAAGGUUGUGAGACACCGAGAAUUACUCGCAAAAUACCAAUUCAGUUGUUGCUGUAAGCGAUGUCGAGCGACACCUGCUACUUAUGUUGACCAAGCUUUACAGGCGAUAGUGGUUUGCAGUCCUGAUGGGCAGAACUUAAUUUCUGAUGAUGACAUCUAUGAAAGCAAUGCAUCUCAGGAGUUGAUGGAUGUAUUUGAUAAUGCUGUAGAUGAGUAUUUAACAUUUAACAACCCUGAAAUGUGUUGUACAAAGCUUGAAGAGUUACUAAGACAUGGGCACCCCAAUGUACGGCUAGAGCCAAGAUCAGGGAUAUCACAAUCAUGCAUAAGAUUAUAUCAGUUUCACCAUUUGUGUUUAAAUGCAUACACCACACUUGCUUCUGCAUACAGAGUUCGUGCCAGUGAUUUUAUGGCUUUCCCUUCUGAAAACCACAACCAUCUAGUGGAAGCUUUCAGUAUGAGCAAGAUAAGUGCAGCCUACUCCUUAUUGCUCGCAGCAGUCACGCAGCAUCUUUUCCUUCAUGAAUCCUCCCUCAUUGUCACUGUUGCAAAUUACUGGAUAUGUGCAGGGGAGUCAUUGGCUUUUCUUUGUAGAAGCUCAAUGUGGGCCACGUUUCUGAAACUGCAGGCCUCUAUUUCAGAGAACAUGUUGCUCACAAGUCAUAACUGCUACCAAGCUAUCAUAGCAGAUGUGUUCGCCGGAAAAGAACUUACUAGUGAACUGUUUGCAGAAAAAAGUGGUCAGUUCCUCAAUUGCAUUGUCAACCUAGUCGAAAAGUUAUGGAACUUCCUCACAGAAGAAGGCAGUCAUCUCAAAGAAAUUCGGAAUCACAUUAAUUUCAGAGGCCUUCUUGUAGCAGAAUCACCCUAUAAAUCAAUAACUCAUCUCAUUUGCAAUUGCUAUAGGAAUGUUCCUAGAUUUGAAGCUAAUGCGCAUAUUAGCCAAGACAGUAUGGAUCUCUUUCAUCUUGGUGUCCAUUGCUUAAUUUAUGGCGCCUACUUAUCAUUUGUCUGUUUCAGCAAACAACCUCACUUGGCUUCCGAUGUUGUAAAGUUCUUGUAUCAUGAAGACAUUUUGUCUGGGAUACAGCUGAAGUUCUAG